Molecule: messenger RNA, 6925 nt
Organism: Acanthochromis polyacanthus (spiny chromis)
Lineage: Eukaryota; Metazoa; Chordata; Actinopteri; Pomacentridae
Gene: bhlha15
Product: basic helix-loop-helix family, member a15
Exons: 6
Coding region: 5882-6448 (188 amino acids)
Molecular function (GO): protein dimerization activity
Source: RefSeq, a predicted model, not a curated record
AUCGAGGCAGCUGAGUUACAUUAGACCAGACAAAUUAUUGAUCCCCUUCAUGGUGCAGGAAGGCCGGAAGCCUCUGGGGAAUGCACUGUAUACGUGAGCUCUUCGUCCUUUCUCUGUCCUCACAUCCUUCCUCAUCUCAUCUUCUUCAUCACCUUCUUCACCCUCCACUCUUCUCUCACCUCCUCUCCCACCCCACCCCCUUUUUUCUGUGCAUCUCCCCCUUGUCUCCUCUCUCUCCAUAUAUUUCAGCUUGUCUCUAUAAGCUUGCGGUCGCCCGGUAAAAGCAAAGGGAAUGACUGGGGCUCACGGGAUGCAAGAGUUAAAAUACUCCAGGGGUGGAGCUACACUUGUGAUUUCAAUGGAUUGUUUGAAUUGGCUUUCUGAAAGAAAAUGCAGUGAUAAAGGAUUAAAGAAAAGGGAUGAAGAGCUCCAUUUGUGGAUAUCCUCAGCUCAGAUGACACAGGCUGAUGAGGAGCGACAUCCGGUUACCUGCUUCUGUAUCCUGGAACAAAAAGAAAGUUCAACCCUUAAGUCAUGGAGGAACACUGAUUGCAAAUCAUCUUCCCUCUGCCUGUCUCCUCAACACUGUUGCCUCCUGAAGAAGCGUAUCCACCAGUCGACAUUUACUUCCAUGCAUCCUUUUGUUACAGAUUUUCCGAAGGAGGUCGCUUGGACAAAACUUAUUUUAAAUAUGCGGGACAUUGUCGGUUUGAUCACAAAGUAUUUAAACAUGGCAACCCAGCAAGAUACUGUCACAGUACACCCCAGUAAGAACUGUGUUAUGUUCUAUGAUGACUUUAUACCAGCGCAACUUUUUAGUGAUCUAUACUUCACUCAGAAUUGUAGGAUUUUCUUAGGUCACACUGGUUCUCAUACCAAUGAUAACAACAAUGUGUCAGCUGAUUCAAAAUACUCCCCAACUUACCGCCACUUUGGUCCCAACACAGACUCGGAGGAUCACAGUGAAACGGACAUCAGAGACAAUGUAAUCCUCAGAAGUCUUUUGAAAUCCUGUCAAUGCUACAAUAAUUUAGGAGAAUCAUCAGGAAGACGUAGAAAAAUGAAGCUGAGGAAGAGUGUGUCCUUUGAUGAUGAUGUCAUGGUCUACUUGUUUGAUAAGGAAAGUCCCACUCUGAAGCUGCACUCUGAGCCCUGCACAUCUUUGCCAAGCAGCAAUUCCUGCAACCUGCCAGCUGUCACAUUGGACAAUGGCUUGGAGUGGGAAGAUGACUUCUCGGCUUUGGAGAAGAACUGCCAUUUUCAGCAAUCCAUGCCAAAACAGAGCUGGACCCCUCUGGCCAGGACAGAGCGCUGCAGUCUGUCCCAAAAAUGCCUGUUCCUCACAUAUGUCACUGAGUCAGACCUUGAGCUGUGAGAUAAAGGCCAGCCUUGGUCUAAUGGAAAAAAUGACUAACCGUCCAGAUCUUCACCUCUAACUCAUCUCCCCUACCUCCCUCCUCCCUUUUAUGAUGAGUCAGGGAUUUUAAUGGCUUUUUUUCUCCAUCCCAGCUCCAAAUGGAUUCAAAGCACUCGUCGUUCAUGACAUCACAGCCAAGCAGGAGUGUGUGACAGUGCGUGCAGCUUCCGCAGUCGAUGACACGGUCUCUGGCUGUGAUGUGGUAAAACAGCCUGUUGCAUAACAGUGCUAGUACCUUUUCAGCUGCAAGCCACUUUGGAACCUACUUUUUACGCCAGGCUGUGUCCUUGGAGCAGAGCUGGGGAAAUAGAAACAUAAGUGUUGUCAACUCAAAUUUAGAAGAGUGUAAUGAACCAACGUCUGUUUUCUGUUAAGUUGCUGUACCAGAAAUUACAGGUUAUUCUUGGUAAUUAGAAACAAAGAGUAUAGGUUGUUUAUCCAGUUUGUUGUUGCUCAAAUAUAGCAUGCUUGUGGAGGCCCUGUUUGCCUGCUUCAUUACUAAAGUGUGUUCAGCUUAGAAUUUAUCAGCAGCUGUGACAAAAUAAACAGUGUAAGCCUUAGGGCCAAUGGAGGCAGUAACUGAGCAAACUAAAAGUAAAAGAUAAUGUUUCCACAGAGCCAGCACCAGCGAGGUUUGGUUGAUUAGAUACAAUGUACCUGAAGAGGAAAGGAAAGCUGGCAGGACCUGUCUUAGUGUUCACAAGGCCACACACACACACACACACACACACACACACACACACACACACACACACACACACACACACACACACACACACACACACACACACACUAACCUAACCUUAAACCAUGCCUUCACCCCAAAAUGUAAUUAUUUGUUUUAUGGGAACGAUUUUUGUCCCAAAAAAGUGGCGAGUCCCCAAGAUGUGACUGUUUAAACAGACUUAUGUUCCCACAAUGCACUUAAUACAAGUAUACAAAUAUACGAGUACACUUACACACACACACACUUACACACACACACACACACACACAGACAAGCUGUUCAAGGACAUCAAAACUAAAAGCCACAAGUGUUUGCUUUCUAAGACCUGGGAGCGCCACAUCUGUACAUUAUUGUGUUUGUGAUUUCCUAACUCCGUGCUAAUGCUGCGCAUAGCCAAAUUACACUCAUGUUGUUUGACUCCAGUCUUAAAAUACCUCAUGGUAAUGUCCUGUUUGCAAUUUAUACUACCAUUAAGGUUAUUUUUGUGAGUGUCUGUCUUUUUCUGAGUUUUUUUUUUAAAGUUUACAGAUUUGUUCUGUUUCCUUACAGCUAACGUGUCCCUGUGCUUUAAACUUUGCAACAGUGUUUAUAGUAGAAUAUCAAUUUUUAUUUUUUUGUGAUACUGUCUGUUUUGGCAGCAAUAGAGCAAGGCAAAAAUACUGAUUCUCAAACACUGUUUUGCCAAUUUAAGAACGCACGUAAAUGCUUUUAUGGUGUUUUAUGUAUAUUUUUGUAAAGCUGUGCUCCUUUCUGCUAGCUUACUUGUUGCGCCUCCCACGACUGUCAGCAUGGCUCCUGAACUUAAAGAUUUUAGUAUGAAAAAGUUUCAAAUGAACUUUAGAGAACAGUUUUGGAACAUUUAUUGUUAAUUACAAAAGUCACAGAUUUAGAAAUACGUGUAAAAAUAAUGUAGGCGUUUAUGAAAUAACCACUGCUUACGCUUUAAACAGACAUAACCGUGCAUUGUUACUGAGGACCAACAGGGGGCGCUCUUCGGGUUGCAAAAAGAAGUCGCAUUGUAUGGAUAUCAAUGAGAAAAUUUCUUACUGGAUUUGUUACCUCAGUUAACAUUUUCCUAUUUAGUUUAGUCAAAAUGAUAGCUAAAGGAAGACGAAUUAUUGGCCAGUAGUCUGAUCAACUAUAAGACAUGCUGUGGCACAUAAUGUAACUAAUGAAUGCAAGUAUAUGUUACUGUCAGCUGACACCCUUCUGUUUACUGUCUAACACAGUAGAAAAGCGUAAUAAUCCCAACUGCCAACAAUUGUAUUGGGCCACCAGGUCAAAUGGGAUUACUGCAGAUAACACACCCAUGUGGAGAAGAGGCGAUUACUCAGAAAGGGUAAUUGUUCUAUUAUAUCACUUUUUGUUUGGCAUAUUUGAUUAGUUAUAGCUGUGUGGGGAUGUUCAUCAGAUUUAUCAAUCUCUCAUUACACAAGUUAUACAGAACAAAUAUUUAAUAAUGCUCGGUGGUCUGGUAAAAAGUAAAUAUCGUGGCAUAGUUUAAAUGAGACCUGCUUCUGCUUCUGUGCUUUCAGGUGUAGCCUGGAGGACUGUAUUCAAAUGAAGCAGUGGAAAGUGAUAAGCCACAAUGGAAAUUAUGUUAACUGUUCAGAACAACUUCACUGCUUACAGUUGGACAAAAAAUUCAGAUCACAUCCUCUGCUUCACAGUGAAGUAAGAUGUUCACCUACAUUCAACAUUAGCUGACGCUGACACUUCAGAGAGUCAUAGGUGUCUUGGUGGCCACCCUGAGUAGUCUCCUUACUGAAUAGUUGAUCAGUUUUCGAAGGUGGCCUGCUCUAGGUAGAUUUAUGCAUGUCACAUUCCUUUCAUUUCUUAAUUGCACUCUAUGGGAUAUAAAGUGACUUGGAAAUGUUCUUGUAUCCAUCCCCUGACUUAAUGCUGGCACAGUCACCACACACUGUCGCUAGAAGGUCCCCGGUCCGUGUCCCGGCCUGGGCCUGGGUACUUUCUGUGUGGAGUUUGCGUGUUCUCCUUGUGCAUCAUGGAUUUUUUUCUGGGUUCUCAGACUUCCUCCCACAGUCCAAAAACAUGCUCAGGUUAAUUGAUCAUUCAAAAUUGCCUGCAGGUGUGAAUGCGACUGCGCUUGUUUGUCUGCAUAUGUAGCCCUGUGAUAAACUGGUGACCUGUCCAGGGUGUCCCCUGCCUUCACCCUGUCAGCCACCGUUACCCUACAGAGGAUUAAGUGCUGUAUAGAUAAUGCAUGGAUGGAUGAAGCGUUGUGUUGUCUUCAUGUUGUAGUUAUUUCCAGGAGUACUUCAUCUGUAACUGGAUCUUCCAGACACAGGUGUCUCUUUACUACCAUAAUUAGACACAUUUAUUGCACUCAGGUGAUCUUCAUUUUGGUAAUUGUGUGACUUCUAACACCAACUGGCUGAACCUGUUUGGAAUUCAGUGACUCACUUUAUAGGAGGUGAAUGCUUACGCAAUCAGUCAUUUUGUUUUUUUAAAAUAAUGAAUGAAUGCUAUUAUUAAUGAAUUUACUUUGAAUAAGCCUGUUUUCACUUUAACAUGAAAGAGUCUUUUUUUUCCCUGUAAAUUGCUGUCAAAAGCAAAUUAAAUUCCCUGUUCCAAAGUUGAAAAGCAAUUAAAGGGGAAAACGUCCCCAAUAGGAUGAAUACUUUUUAUUGACAAAGGCACUAAACAAUUUUUUCUUGGACAUAGCGACUUUUUGCACAAAAAUAAACAAACAAAGCUGCUGUCAUCAUGCUGCAGCAGGUAUUAGGUCGGUGUGGUUGUUGCAGUGCAGGGUGAAGCAGCAGCAGUCUGAGUGCAGAGCUGCAGGCAGAGGUCUGGCUCUCUGAUUGGCUGAGCAGCGCUACGUGGACAUCAGUCAGCCGCAGGUAGUUCACAUGUGACGCUUAUCUGCGUGUGUCCGCUGCACGGCGACGCUGCUGCUCUGUCCGCUGAUGUUUAAUGGACUUUAUGGCGCUUUUAAUGAGCGGCUGCACGGUGUGGCUUUUUCCGUAAGCACCCAGAAGGAGCAAAUUUAAGUUUAACUUCCAAGGUAAGGCUUUUUAUUAAAUCCACUCCGCUCUGUUUAUUUCACUUUCAAAUCAUGUGUAUCGUCUACUGCUGUGAAUGAGUUUGACUUUUGCCUGUUCAUCUCGAUGGAGUGAUUAAACUGAGGCUGGAAACUAAAGAGGGUGUGUGAUGGAGAGGUUUUACUGUGCGAACUAAUCUAUGUAAACCAGCUUUAUCUUGCAGUUUUUACUACUAGAAUAUUAGAUAAUAGGGUUUAUAAACAUGCCUACUGUUUGUUAAUGCACAACUAAAACUAAAAAGCAUAUAGUAACCACUUAAGUAAGUUAAUGUUCUAAUAAAUUAGUCUUAAUGUACUUUUUGAAAACAGCUUAUUUACUGUUUAAAGUGGGAACUCUGGGAGCAUAUUAGCCACUUGUGGCUGCUGAGAGCUGGCUCUGUUUUUGUGAGUGUAACCUUGAAAUGGGCAUUAUCUCAGACCUGUAGGGAUAAGAGAGGCGUAGAUUACCAGACCAACAUCAUGGAGUUUUCACACUGCAAGAGGCCGAUUAGAUACAACAGGAUGCGAAGCUGUUUGAAUUGGAGAGAGGCUGAGAGGAAAACAGUUUACAAUUUAAAAAGCCACUUCAGUUCAGCUUCUUUUCUUUAACAUUUCUUUCUUUUCUUCCAGGAUUAUUGAAGUUGUAAGCUCUAAACUGUCAGAAGGAGUGAAAGAGUUGAGGGGAAGCAGCAGGAUGAAGUCCAAAGGGAAGGCUGUGAAAGCAUCCAGGAGGACCUGGUCAGACCCGGAUCCAGAACUAGAACCGGACACAGAAGCAGAACCGGGCUCCAGUGAGCAGGAGGGCUCGGAGGCCUCGGUCCGCAUCGGUGGCUCCUGGAGGGGCUCGCUGAGGAGCGGCGGUGGGAAACGACAAGGAGGAGGAGGAGGCCGUAGGCGCAGACAGUAUGGCUCCAGCACCAAAGAACGCAGCAUCCGGAGGCUGGAGAGCAACGAGCGGGAACGCCAGCGCAUGCACAAACUCAACAACGCCUUCCAAGCGUUGCGCGAGGCCAUCCCACACGUGAAGACUGACAAGAAGCUGUCCAAGAUCGAGACACUGACGCUGGCUAAGAAUUACAUCAAAGCUUUGACCACCAUCAUCCUGGACGUGUCGGGGGCCUGCCUGCCUGCCGAUGGGGUCCCUUCAGAGGCCAGCGCCGCCAAGCUGCUCCAGUGCUACCAGCAGCACCUGGAGGAGGAGGGGGAGGAAGGCCUCACCCAGUACCUCACCCACAUGCAGAGCUUAGGUCAGCACAGCUAGCAGUAGGAUUCUGAGGUGGUUUGGAGACCAGGAGAGCCACCAGUAGGACAGUCUCCAAGGCAGACAGGUGUGAGGAUGGACCUAAUCACAAACUAUAUCUGUUUCCCACACUCGCACUGCUCUGGGAUCUGUUCAGCGGAGUAGGAACUGGAUGCUGUUCCAGAUCAGACAUGAUAAACUUAUGCUUGAAUAGAGCAAGAGAUGCACUGUCUAGAACUUGCUCUUCAGGACCAUUCACAAAGACUGCAGACCAGACAGUGAAACGGUUACAAAAAGUGAAAAGACUCUGUUAUUGUACUCAGAAAAAGAAGGGCUCAUCUUUUGCCGCUUUCUUUUUAUUUCUCAUGGUUGAAGCCGGGGAAGGAACUUGUUCUCUUUUGUGUUAUCUUGUGAUCUUCUCGUGUGUUUUCUGUUGAGAAACCUGCUGAGCGUAGCCUCUAGUCAUAACUGUCACAGGAAAAAAAAAAAAAAAGACAA